Molecule: messenger RNA, 849 nt
Organism: Nicrophorus vespilloides
Lineage: Eukaryota; Metazoa; Arthropoda; Insecta; Coleoptera; Silphidae
Exons: 5
Coding region: 116-442 (108 amino acids)
Source: RefSeq, a predicted model, not a curated record
CGCACGUUCACUACGGAUCGCGCGGAUCCUUCUCUAUACGACUCAUUCAACCAGUUUAGGAAUACCUACAGGAAAAAAAUUAUAUACAAGAAUCCAAACUACUGCAGCAUCCAAGAUGAGUAAAAUGCUGAUCUAUGUUUUGGACAAGUUCGUCUGGAUCUUGUUGAUUGCUGUUCUCACGGCUCAAGCGUUGCAGAUAGCCGGAGUCGUGGACACACCAAAAAACAUUGGCCUAGGGGAAAUCAGCUACAGCGAUGGAAAUGAGUACGAGUAUCGAGUGUCGAUCGGUGGAGAUGGUGGUGCCAUCGAAGGAAGAGGAAAACGCCAGGCAGGAGACAGGUCACCACUACUUGACAACAUAUUCAACAAUCGUUUCGAUGGGGAUGAAUUUAACGUCGUGAGGGUUGUUAAAGUAGGCAAAGUAAUAACGGCGAAAAUUUGACCAAUUCCAAUUGCAACUUUGAACGCUGUGAAUGAUUUGGUACAAAAUACUCGUCCGGCGUUCCAGAGAUUAAGGGAGGCUGCUCAGAGACGCUUGGAUUCAAGUGUGCAGGAGGCAAGGGCACGCAGGGAGAGGGCGCAACAGGCUCAACAGGAAGGGCCCAAAGUGCAAGCGGAUGGCUCCAGUUCUAGGGUCUUGUUGAGGGUUUGAGACCCUCCUAAUUCGACGUCGAUAGCAAUGUACAGUUUUAUGAACACGCUAUAUAAAUAAUCUAGUUCAAUUUCGUUGGUGAAAGAUUAGAAUUAUGAUCAUCAGUGUUGUACGAAAAUUAUACUGAAAGAGAGAGAGAGGGAAAGUAAUAAAAUUGUGUAUAUUUUUUUAUAAAAAUUUGUUUAAUCUAUGCACAC